Porites evermanni is the source of this 4327-nucleotide messenger RNA. Lineage: Eukaryota; Metazoa; Cnidaria; Anthozoa; Scleractinia; Poritidae. The record is from the annotation of a GenBank genome assembly.
AUGGAUAAAUCCCCGUCACAAUCUGGAGGCUGUGAGCCAAACAGUAAGUACGGUUUUACGGUGGAUUUUUCCUGGGGAGUUGGUUCUCUUCGAGAAUGUGCCGGUUUCCCGGCAAGAUUUCUCGAUCCAGAGGAUCAACGAUCUUACGUUGAACCUCUUGGCGCCCUUGUAGUCUGCUGGGAUAUCGAAACAAGGCAGAGAAAGUACUCCUUUCAAGCUCACAGCGAUUUAAUUACCGUAAUGCUUUAUAACGCUCGCCUCGAUCUUGUUUUAACUGCAAGCUACAGCGGCGAAAUCAAAGUUUGGAGUUCGAAGUGGAGAUUGCUAAUGUCAACAAAUUCAAGUGUAGGAGAGGUUCACUUUGCUGAUUGGUCAGAAAAUGGGGACAAAAUUUUAAUCUGCGGCGGAGAAGAUUCAGUUGUGAUUGUUUAUGAAGUUGUAAGAUGUGCGGAGAAUUGGGAAAUUCAAGAAAACACUCGUAUUGCUGCCCCACAACCUCCCAAAAAUUCUUCUCAUGAGGUCGUGGAAAGUGACCCUUCAAAAUCUACGAGCAACAAGGGUACUCCAAGUAGCUCUACAUAUGUGGAACAGAAAGAUUAUUAUGAUAUGGCAAUUUUCACGCCCGAAAAUAAAGUCAUUGCCCUCCUACAAAGGCAUCAUAACAACUUCAGUGAGGCACACUUAUUUUCAAAAAGUGGUGAAUUGUUGAAAUCUCAAAUAUUAGAUCCACUUGGUGAUUCAAAGUCGUCGCUGAUGUGUAUCUCAUCUUGUCAUAAUGGAAUUUUUGCUGUGGGAUUCCAGGGUGGUCUGUUUCUACUCCUUCAGGAACAUGAACUGUCAGUAAUAUCGCUAUUUCAAGCCACAGGUUCUGCACAGGUUGCCCUUUGGCAUGGUGAUUAUCUCCUUACUGUGUCAUAUCUGACUGGGAUAUUCUCCUGGUGGUCAACCAAUGGGGAACUUUUCCAUGAGAUCCGUGGUGGUCCGACAAAUUCUAUAAUUCACCUAAACUGGGCUAUACCAGGAAAUGCUUUGUGGGUGGGUGGAAUCAUGUCACUUAAUUAUGUCAGCCUAAAUUAUAACAAAGAGGAUAAAUUUGAAAAGAAAUUUCCUCUAAGCCUUGAUGUCAGGCACACAAUUAAGUUUCUUGAAGUCACUGGAUGUGGUGUUGCAGUAAAUGAAUCAAAUUUAGUCUUGGCAGGAGACUUUACUGGAAAUGUUUGCAUGUGGAAGAAGGGAGAAACAGAUCCCCUCUUUUGGACAAAGUAUGAAGCUGCCAUAAGAUGCCUUACUUGGAACGAUGGCUAUGCUUUCAUUGGAUGCUUAGAUGGUGAACUUCUAAGAUGGCUCCCUGGAAGUGACUCCUCUCCAAGUGUGGCUUUGUCUUGUAUUGGUGGCAUAAUGACCAUGGCCUGGUCACAUGACCUAACUGUCUUAGCUAUUGGUUUGGGCACAGGAAAUUUAUGUGUCUACAAGUUUCAGCAGCUUAAUUCAUCUGAUCCUAAAGAGGAGCUCAAUUUUCAAGCUCAUUUCAUCAAGGUGGGAGUGGAGAAGAGAGCAGCUGAGAUCUGGAGUGUUUGUUGGAGUCCCUGUGGUUCCUUGAUUGCGACAGCCUCUGAGGAUCAGACCACUGUUGUGUGGAAGGCUGACACUGGUGAGUUAUGUAGUUAUGUCAAAUUUUGUUUAUCUAGUUGCAGGGUUACCACAGGGUUAUCAUAUUUUUGUAAGCCUUUGUAAGUUGUAAUGCCAUGAGUUGUAUUAUUAUUCAUUCAAAAUAUUUCUCAGUUUCUGAUUUGCUAAAAUCCCACGGAUAAUUAUUAUUCAUCAUGUAAUCAGCUGCUGUUGACCAAAUUAGGGAGAGGGUUGCGAUAUGUAAAAAAUGAGAUCAUUUCUACAGCAUAAUUGCCAGAAAACUGGACAGUUGACCAAGAAGACCUAAGGACAAGGUUUAGUUGUUUUGGUAAUCCAGGAGGGUGUUAUCCAUCUCAGCCUAAUCAGCCUAGGUGGAUUACACCUUCCUCGAUCUCCAUAUUUCUUCAGAUGAUAGUUAGUCUCAAACAAUAAUUGUUAAAUGACAUUGUCAACAAAUGAAUACCACAUAGAUGCUAGUCUGACUCUCAAAGCUGUGACUCCUGCUGGGCCCAGUUCUCAGAAGUCCUGGUUACUUUACGGGCCCAAAAUCCAAUAUUCAAAUCAAAAUCUUAAAAACAAAAGUGUGGUUCUAGACAAUGUAGAGUACAGAACAGUACAUUUUGUUUUGUUAACUGAUAGGUUUAUCAUGAAAUUAUCUGCAAAACUACAGUAUUGCAAUUUGUAACAGUUCCCCGGCCCCAUUAAUUAUUGGAACUUUGAGAAACAUGCCUUAGAUACAAAUCAUGGUAGCUAAUUUUGCAGAAGGAGGAAGGAGAACAAAAAAAAUUUAUGUGCAUCGAUGUCAAUGAGAAAAACAAACAAACAAACAGGAGCAGAAAGUGAAACCAAGGAUAACAAUAAAUUGUAUCUUUGUCAGUUAAUAGAUAAAAUAAAAAUCAAUCUUGCUUCAGGGAGCCUACUUCACUUAUAUAUGUAAAAAAACUAGAUAAACAACAAUAAAAAACUAGAUAUCCUCCCUCAAUCCAAUGACACCAAAACAUGCAAUUUGAGAAUAAUUAUUAUUAACAGGUGAAAGUAAUGCGAAAACUACUAAAUAUAACUUACUAUAAGCUUAAGCCCCCCUCCUCUUUAUAAGCUUCAUAAAGAUUACAAUAUCCCUAGCUUCUGAUGUACAGUAUCUUGAUUCAAAUCAUUCCAAUCGUUACUAACAAAAUUAACUGACAUCCAAUGGCCCCAUUUGCGCUUGGCAGCAGUCUUACAUAUGUUAAACUUAGAUCUGGACCAAACCUGUGUGAGAGGAGGUGGUUCCUACAUUUUUAAAUGAAUAUUAAACGAUGCAUCUUUAUUCUGAUCUUGAGAUUUACCCAGGAAAGCCUCCCUAAGGCAGCACUUGCAGAUGAUCUAUAAGAAAGGUCUAAGAUGAUACAUGCAGCUUUGUUCUGUAGUACUUGUAAAUACUUGUAAAUCUGACAUUAAAGACUUAUUACCCCAAUCCCCCGAGACUAUGUCGGCCCAAUCAAACAAGGGAAAACAUAAGAAUUAAAAAAUAAAAGCCUACGAUAAAUUGGCAAAUAAUUCAUAAUGUGCUUAAGCAACUCUAGCUUUUUGUUGUCCUUAGAUUUAAUAUACUGUAUUUAUUCGAAUAAGCGACCAACCUCGAAUUAGCGCCCACCUCGAAUACGUGCCCAUCCUAAAGGCAGAAAAGUUAAUAAGCGCCCAACCUCGAAUAAGCGCCCACCACCAUCCCACACACUCAAACUCAAAUAAGUGCCGACCCUCACCCCGCUUCCCGCUCCCGGUGGGCCCCCCUGCAAAAAAAAAUUGAAUAAGUACUAAUAAGAGACUUCCCCGAAGACGGAGUUUUCGUCAGAGUAGUUUACAGGAACCUUGCUUUGUUACAUCUUCGCGUUUUGUUAUUACCAUUUAUUGUUAUGUGGCAAAAUAAACAUACUACACUUGCUGAAAAUGGUGAAAUUUUAAUAAGCACCCAGCCUCGAAUAAGCGCCCAUCCUCCAGGUCCAAAAAUUUAAUAAGCGCCCAGGGCGGUUAAUCGAAUAAAUACGGUAGUCAAGGAGACAUCUUCAAUAGAAAACACCAGAGUUGACGAUAACUUUGCCAGGCUUUGAGUACUUCCAAUAAUCAUGAAUUUGGAUUUCUUGAUGUUAGUUGUUAGGUGAUUUGUCUUAAGCCACUUGCAGACAUUUUCAAGAUCACAGUUGAAUUUCUCCUGAAGGACAUUUGAGCUUUUAGAUGAAAAGUACAGCACAGUAUCAUGUGUUUGAUAUAAUAUAUUAUAAUUUACGCUUUCCUUGCCCAAACAGGACAGAAAAUGGAAACUCUGACUGGUCAUACAACAGCAGUGACAUCAGUAGACUGGAAGAAAAUGUCCAAUGGACAGCUGAUAUUGGCGACUUGUGCUGAUGACAGGACAGUUCAUAUCAGAGAUGGGACAACAUUCCAAAUGAAGCAUUUGCUGGACACUAAAGACAUUCAUGGCUGGUACACACUAACUUACUUGAGCCUCAAUCCUUUUGGACAGUGGUGUCUCUGCUCAACACAGAAUGGCCGCUUGGUACUAUGGGAUUGCAUGUCUGGCGAAAGGCUCGGGUGCAGGAAAAUGCAUGCUGGGUCUAUUGAAGGAUUAGUGUGGAAUAAGGAUUACAGUUUCUGCGCUACUGUUAGUUCUGAUUGUGUAGUGAAUAUGUUCCGCGUGAAUGGAAAACAAUGCAAGUUGUGA